Molecule: messenger RNA, 558 nt
Organism: Trichomonas vaginalis G3
Lineage: Eukaryota; Parabasalia; Trichomonadida; Trichomonadidae
Product: phage tail repeat-like family
Exons: 1
Coding region: 1-558 (185 amino acids)
Source: RefSeq, a predicted model, not a curated record
AUGAGAUACAUUAGAUGUAGAAAUGUCUAUGUCAUGGAGGAUGAAAACAAAGUUAAAUUCACUGCUCAAGAUUUAUAUGAUAAAAAAGCUGACAAAACAGAGCUUCAAACGUUAAAGACAGAAAUACUUCAAACAGUAUAUCCUAUAGGUUCUAUUUACACGUCAAUGAACUCUACCAGACCAGAAGUAGUACUUGGUUUUGGAACUUGGACUCAAAUAGUCGACAGGUUUUUGUAUUGUGCAAACUCUUCAAAGGAAACAGGUGGAAGUAAAACGAUUUCAGGUGCAAAUUUACCUGCGCACAGUCACUACGUAAGUUUAACUACAUCUGAAGCAGGUUUGCAUAGUCAUAGAUUUUGGGAUUGGUCAGGAAUGACAAAAGGUAAAGGAUAUGAUGUUAAAGAGGACGUUAAGUUUGCUAUAAAUUGUUACUGGAGUAACACUGAGGUAGGAGGAAGCCAUACACAUCGCGUUUCAGGAUAUACGCAAACAACGGGACAAAGUAAAGACUACAUGCCACCUUACAUGACAGUUUACGCAUGGUAUAGAAAUGCUUAG